AGUUAUAUCUUUCUGCAAAAGAUCAUUUCCUAUUUCCGUAUCUAAGGGCGCAGAAGUUCAAACAUCUAGAUCUAAUAAAUCUAAUUUAUAUUCGGUAGUGUUAAUGUGAUGGGCGUACAUAACAUUAAUUAUUAUAAUAAUUUCACCACACAUUCCUUGAUUAAAAAACUUUUUAAGAUCUAGUAAUAUAAAUGAUUAAGAACAGUAGCGUUCACUUUAAACAUUGAAUUAGUUAUAUAGGCCUAAUGAGAUCAGGUUCUGUAGAAUUUCUUUCGAUCAACUUCUCACUGUUACAUAGAAGUGCUAAUCACUCGUUAAAAUGGCUUUUGCUUUCUCAAAGAAGAUAUGGCUACAUAAGUAUCUCUUGCUUGUACCACCCAUUGUUUGCUCUUACCGUGCCAGAAGAUGCUUCAACCAGUCAAGCAAUACAAGCUUGGUACAUUCUAACAUCUCGGUGCUCAGCAAAGAUCUAGAAAAGGAAGGCGUUUCUAGCAGUUUAAUGGGCCUACUUGAAUCAGAACAUCUGUUUCAUAAAUACCCGGAGUCCAAGUUUCCAAAUGUUAUUCCCACUUCAUGGACAGAAAGCUUGCUUAACCUUCGGGAAAUAGUAACAUAUUCACUAAGUCAAUUAGAAACACUAAUUUUAAAUUCACGUAGUGACAUUUUCCCCAAAAGCUUGUUUUCGGUCAAGGCUGCCUCGUAUUUCUCACUUCAAAAAAAUUUCAUUGCAAACAUCGUCGAGAAGGCGGGGCCAGCAGUGGUGUUCAUUGAAAUCAAAGGAAGACACCCAGUGAGCGGGAAGAGAGUCACUAUCGCCAACGGCUCGGGAUUCAUCGUCAGGUCAAAUGGCCUGAUACUGACCAAUGCCCACGUGGUGGCCAACAAGUCCACAGUGAACGUCAAGCUGCACGAUGGCUUAAACUAUGAAGGCCAUGUCAUCACAUUGGACCCGGUGGCCGACCUGGCCACUGUGAAAAUAAACACAGAUAAAAAACUGACCACUAUACCGCUAGGUAAGUCCAACACCAUCAGACCUGGUGAGUUCGUGGCGGCCAUGGGUAGUCCGCUGUCUCUCCACAAGACGGCCACUAUUGGUAUUGUCAGCAGCUACCUGAGAGGGAGUAAGGAGUUAGGAAUGAGCAACUCUAACAUGGAGUACAUUCAGACAGACGCCACCAUCGGUCUUGGAAAUUCUGGAGGCCCCCUUGUCAAUUUGGACGGAAAGGCUAUUGGUAUAAACACAUUAAAACUCACAGAAGGAAUCUCCUUUGCCAUCCCCGCUGACUACGCGCUGCCUUUGUUGGAAAAAGCAGACAUUCUAAUUAGCAAAGCCGAUGCGGUCCAAAAGCCAAACUAUUUGCCCAACGGCAAGGACUCCACCAAGCGGAGAUACGUGGGCUUCACGAUGUUGCCCCUGACUGUGCCCAUCAUCAUGGAGCUAAAGGACAAGUACCACGAGUUUCCGGAAGUCAGCGAAGGUGUUCUCAUCCAUAAGGUCGUGGUCAGCUCUCCGGCAUACUCGGCCGGUCUGCAUGCAGGGGACAUAAUCAUCAAUAUCAACGGGAAAAAAGUGGCCAGCUCAGCUGACGUGUACAGCAUUUUAGAGAAGUCUGACACCCUUGAUGUCACUGUAUUCCGAGGCAAACACAAGCAGAGCUACACGGUCAACACGGAAUCUAUUUGAUGACGCCAUCUUGUUUUCAGCGCAUCCUCGUCCCAUGAAUAUACAACCGAUGAGAACAUGUGAAGUAGAAUAGCAUCAAUAAAGUGUAGUAUAAAUAUA
This is a messenger RNA of Biomphalaria glabrata, 1783 nucleotides long. RefSeq names its product serine protease HTRA2, mitochondrial-like. Gene Ontology annotation, biological process: proteolysis; programmed cell death; positive regulation of apoptotic process. Gene Ontology annotation, molecular function: protein binding; serine-type endopeptidase activity. Bases 320 to 1684 code for a protein of 454 amino acids. The transcript has 7 exons. Lineage: Eukaryota; Metazoa; Mollusca; Gastropoda; Planorbidae. The record is from RefSeq and is a predicted model, not a curated record.